Molecule: messenger RNA, 1966 nt
Organism: Lactuca virosa
Lineage: Eukaryota; Viridiplantae; Streptophyta; Magnoliopsida; Asterales; Asteraceae
Source: the annotation of a GenBank genome assembly
CGAAGAAUAACGACACCUGCCUUCUCUCUUUGUUUUCUUCAUUCUCCCCUUCGCAUAUCCAUCCUUCAUUACAUAUCAUAUCCUCCUCUUCCAUUUCUGUCUCUUUAUCGGAUUCUGUUUCCUAGCACAAAUUCAUCGCAAUCCGUUCCUCGUUUUUUCAUCCGGGGUUCACCGAUCCUCGUUCACUCGCCCCCUGCAAUCAAAUAAAGCGAAGGGUCAAUCUGCAUGCAUAUGUCGAUCAAUGCGCUUCGAUGAUGUUUUUGAAUUUUAGUCGGUGUUGAAGAAUUGUGGUUCGUAUUAUUCUCAAUUAUGUUAUUGUCAAGAGGCUGAUGUUUUGCUUGUUGAAAUUAGGGUUUGAUGCGUUCCGUGAAAAGGGUUCUGAUUUUUAUCAGGAUGCUUUGAUUUUGUAUAGUCUGUAGAUACUGUACCGGAAUCGAUUGUUAAUUUGGAUCGUUUUUGGUAGAAAUCGAGGGUCGAUAUGAUUAUUAUCAAGUUGGGUUGAGUUUUUUUUUACAAACCCUAGUCUAGGUGUAAUUAGGUAUAUAUAGAUCCGAGUAUAGUUUAGCAGUUCAUGUUUACAGCUGGAGUUAAUUGAAGCAAUAAUCAUGGAUCAUAUUGUUGGUGGAAAGUUUAAGCUUGGGAGGAAAAUUGGGAGCGGAUCAUUUGGUGAGCUUUAUUUAGGUGUUAAUAUUCAAAGUGGGGAAGAAGUUGGCGUUAAACUGGAACCCACGAAGACAAAACAUCCUCAACUUCAUUAUGAAUCGAAAGUAUAUAUGCUUCUCCAGGGAGGAACGGGAGUACCUAGUCUUAAGUGGUUUGGAAUUGAGGAUCAAUUAAUUAAUAGAGUUGAGUUCAUGCAUGCAAGGAGUUUUCUUCACCGUGACCUAAAGCCUGACAAUUUUUUAAUGGGCCUGGGCCGCAAAGCAAAUCAGGUGUAUGUCAUUGAUUUUGGGCUUGCAAAAAAGUAUAGGGAUCUUCAAACUCAUAGACACAUACCUUACAGGGAAAACAAGAAUCUGACUGGCACGGCUCGUUAUGCUAGUGUCAACACACACCUUGGGGUUGAACAAAGUAGGCGGGAUGAUUUGGAAUCUCUUGGUUAUGUUCUUAUGUAUUUCUUAAGAGGAAGCCUUCCAUGGCAGGGACUGAAAGCGGGAACCAAAAAACAGAAAUAUGACAGGAUAAGUGAAAAGAAGAUGUUGACUCCAAUAGAGGUGCUGUGCAAAUCAUAUCCGCCAGAGUUCACAUCCUACUUUCAUUAUUGUCGAUCAUUGAGAUUUGAAGACAAACCGGAUUAUUCAUAUUUGAAAAGGCUUUUCCGCGACUUGUUUAUUCGUGAAGGCUAUCAAUUCGACUAUGUAUUCGAUUGGACAAUAUUGAAAUAUCCACAAAUCGGAGCCAGCUCACGAGAACGACCACAAACUGGGAAUGCUGCCGGUGCUGGUGGUCAAAAUGUUGGGACAUCCGCGGAAAAAACAGGAAGAGCCUCGGGUGGACUCCAUGGUGCAGUAGACGCACCAUACUCUAGAAGAAAUCCGCCAGGUGGCACCCGCCCGGAACAUUCCAGAACCAGGAUUUCGGAAAACCAGCAAACUGAUUCUGAAAAAGUGCGGUCUUCUCGAAACGGUAAUUUGUCGAAACACCUAAGCAGCAGACCGGGUUCUUCAGCAGAGGCGACAGAUGGCAGAUCCAGCCGAGUGAUUUCAAGCAGUGGGUCCCGUUUAUCAACCACUCAAAGAGGAGCCCAACCCACUACUUCAAAGCCUGGCCGGGAAGAUCCUCUUCGAAGCUUCGAGUUCCUCCAAAUCAGGAAGUAAUAAUAACAGAGAGAUAUGAUAUAAAAAAAAAAAAUUACUAUAAUAAUUAUAUGUAAAAAAUGAGAGUUUGUGUUUUUACACUGCAAUGUAAUGUUAAGGUGAUGACGAAACAUGGAUAAUAUAUAUGUUGUUUGUUGUUUUCCAUAAAA